This is a messenger RNA of Phialemonium atrogriseum, 1020 nucleotides long. RefSeq lists its product as uncharacterized. The transcript has 5 exons. Gene Ontology annotation, biological process: tRNA aminoacylation. The record is from RefSeq and is a predicted model, not a curated record. Gene Ontology annotation, molecular function: ATP binding; tRNA binding; aminoacyl-tRNA ligase activity. The coding region runs from base 1 to 1020 and encodes 339 amino acids. Lineage: Eukaryota; Fungi; Ascomycota; Sordariomycetes; Cephalothecales; Cephalothecaceae.
AUGGCACCGGCGGCCACCCGGGCCGUAAACUCCUCCAAUGUCGUGCCGAUGAGUAGUGCCGUAGUGUUGAGCGAACCGGCGCAGGCACAGUUCAUGGCAGAUCUUUUGUUCAUCCAGCUGCUUGGUCGAGACCCUCGUGCCGCUUCGCUUGGGAUCACCUUUGGCAACCUGGCCAGCACCAUCGAAGACUUCACCACCUUAUUCUUUGGGCCGGAUAUCCAACCCCGCCUGCGUCUGUCUUACUUCCUGUUCGCCGAGCCGUCAACCGAGUUCGAGGUGAUCUGCCCCAUCUAUGGCGGCAUGGAUAUCAAGCUCAGCAGCUGCAGCAUGGUCAAACCAGCUGUGUUCGCUUUGGCCGGCAUCGACUUCAAGGAGUACUCCGGAUUCAGCCACGCGGCCGGCAGGGCAAUGGGCAUCAGGGGCACCCUGGACGGAGAGUCUAGCAACAUCACCAAUGCCGGCACCACGUCACCACGGUGCUGCUUGAGGCAGCCUACUUCACCCGAUGGCCAUAGCCGGACUGGAAAACGGCUGAUGUUGGGCAGCAAAGCCUGGGACCGUUUCGAGUGGGGGAUCUAUUCUGAGAUUGCCCUGGUCACUGUCAACAUCUUCGUCCACCUAGUUGGCCAGACAGCCGAGGCAGUGCGAGCUGCUGGGGCGGGGUGGCUGGCUCCGAACCGAGGCACCGGCCGCCGCCGAGAUCUGGUUGGGCUUGAAGAGGCCUGGACCACAACCUUCCUGGCACCAGGUGACCUCAAGCGCGCUAGCCUGGAUCUGGCCGCGGUCGAGGUGGAGAAUCCGCUAGACUGCUCCAAGUCGUCCUGCGGACGUCGUAGCUGCCUAGGCUGCUCAAAGCGGUCCGCGUUAACGUGGACCAUCAAGAGCACAACCUCGCGCAUCAUAGCCCAACACAUUCCCAGUAUGCACCAAACCUACGCAGCGUCUAUCAUCAAAGCCAGCGGCGCCACGCUUGGAUUGGUUGCCAAGGUUGACUAUGAGAUGGUGGCGGCGUAUAGCUAG